This is a messenger RNA of Sclerotinia trifoliorum, 1327 nucleotides long. NCBI's taxonomy places the organism in Eukaryota, Fungi, Ascomycota, Leotiomycetes, Helotiales, Sclerotiniaceae. The record is from the annotation of a GenBank genome assembly.
CCACAAAACUCAGCCUUAACCAGUUCUUAUCAUUUACUACUCUCCGCUUUAUUUUUGAACUUUAUAGGUCUUUCGAUAUUAUCCAAAUCGUCUUUUCGCAUUUGGAUCCGCUUGUCAAAUUCUCUUCAUGCAUCCAAUCACGUUUGAAAAUACUGGAGGGUCGCUUUCCAACGAGAAACGUUAUGGCGACGACAAUGAAAACUGUCCUCAUUGCAGAAAUCAGUCUCUCAAAUCAAUAUCAUAUAGAAGAUUGCAAUCAUGGGCUGUUCUAAUCAUGAUGUGCGGCAUGGUGGCGGCAUUCACUCUCAUUGGCAUGGCUUCAUUACUCACCUCAAGUCGAAGUAACUUCACCAAACUUCCAGAAGUUACAAGGAAUAAUCGACCAUCAUUGUGGAGUAUGUAAAACGUUUAUUCGGCUUAUGAAGACAUUUUAUCCUAACAAGACUUCAGCUCCAUUUGCAGAUGGGAUCCAGUACGAGAUCGAAACAGCUUCACCUGACCUCUGGGCCAAUGACAUUUACAUGGGAGAGCCAUGCGACGAAUCAGAACGCGCAUGGAAUAGGCUUAUACAUCGUUAGUAUCUCAAUUCUACAUAAUUUCCGCUUCUAGAGGCUUACUUUUUUAAGCAAAUCGAGGUCAUGGCGUUCGACUUUACCGUGAAGAAGCCGCGCGGCUAGAUAUCAACAAAAGUAUUCUUUUACCAGACAACAAUUUCGCUGUCAUUCUUACGGUUCAUCAUAACCUUCAUUGUCUGGUAUGAAGUCUUUCCCAAUUAUCAGUCGAUCAUAGGCUUACUAUUGAGCCUCGCCAUGUAGAGACGACUCCGUCAGUCCUUCUUUCCAGAACAUUACUAUGCCAAUUGGACAGACGAAGAUCGAGCAGACGAUCGACAUCACGCAUGUAAGUUGAAAUACAAUUUCUUUCUUACAUUAUAUAGCAGAGAACUAACAACCUCCAGUACAUUGCCUUGAAUCUCUCCGUUCAUCCAUGAUCUGUCAGCCGGACCUAGCACCGCUUCCCUACUACUGGUCUGGUAAUAUUAGACAUGACAUGAACGCAAGUCCACAAUCCAAACGCGAAUGUGUUAAUUGGGAUGUCUUUUCAGAAUACUUGAAAGGGAGGAGCUAUCAUAGGUCCGAAAUGAUUCAUGAUUGAUUUUGAAGAGAGUGUUGACUUCAUGUUGGUCCUGCAAAUGUUGGUCCUGCAAAUGUUGGUUAUUUAGAAUCUAUUACACUGGCAACAUGCUUGUUAAUCAGUGAAUCUUUUCUACAGUGAUAAUAAUUAUUUCACUGGCCCCCUCCAGACUGAAUAACUCGAUAAGAUGGAA